Molecule: messenger RNA, 3290 nt
Organism: Myxocyprinus asiaticus (Chinese sucker)
Lineage: Eukaryota; Metazoa; Chordata; Actinopteri; Cypriniformes; Catostomidae
Product: sodium/potassium/calcium exchanger 4-like
Exons: 17
Coding region: 264-2114 (616 amino acids)
Biological process (GO): calcium ion transmembrane transport; intracellular calcium ion homeostasis
Cellular component (GO): membrane
Molecular function (GO): calcium, potassium:sodium antiporter activity; calcium channel activity
Source: RefSeq, a predicted model, not a curated record
GCUGUGUCAUGUUGCGUUAUAGCGGAUGCGUUCAGACGCACGGGAUGCAUCUAUGCGGGGAUUAUAUGUUUCAAGCAGUGUUGCAAUGCGGCGGAGAGGAUUCUGAUGAGAACACGGAUCUGGGAUACUAAAGCCUGGUCUUGCGUUGCUCUAUUCUGGAUACAAACCCCUGAUAUCUUCGCGUCUCCGGUUGCGCAGUGCAUGCACAGCUCCAGCGCGCGACUCCUCUCCAGCGCAUCAGACCUCAUUGAACCCCCGACGCGAUGACCAGCUCGGAUCAAGACCAGACCAUGAUGACGGUCUCCAAGAAAUCCAUCACUGCAAAGAUGUUCAAAGUGCGCAAGAGGAGGGAGAUGCUGCUGGCUCAGGUGUCAGUGGUCUGCAGUGUUCUGCUCGUGGCGUGGGGCAUGUCAACCGUCCUGACGAACACAGGUCACGGCAUGAUUGUGGAGGGGCCGAUGGAGUCAUAUAACCACUGGGGACGACGGCUGAUGUCAUCAACAUCUGAUAAUGAGACUGAGGUGAAGAACUGCACUGAGCCAGCUAUCCACGAAUUUCCAGAUGAUAUUUUCACCAACGUGGAACGGAAGAGUGGCGCUGUACUGCUACAUAUUAUAGCUACUCUUUACAUGUUCCUGGCGUUGGCAAUCGUGUGUGAUGACUACUUUGUGAUGUCUCUAGAGAAAAUCUGUGAGAAGUUAAAUCUGAGCGAGGAUGUGGCUGGCGCUACUUUCAUGGCUGCGGGGAGCUCCGCGCCCGAGCUCUUCGCAUCUGUUAUAGGGGUCUUCAUUACUCAUGGUGAUGUUGGAGUCGGAACUAUCGUCGGUUCUGCUGUCUUCAAUAUUCUCUGCAUCAUCGGAGUCUGUGGGAUCUUUGCUGGACAGGUUGUUGUACUUACCUGGUGGGCUGUUUUCAGGGAUUCUUCCUUCUAUAUAUUGUCUGUUAUAGCUCUGAUUGUGUUCAUCUAUGACGAGAAGAUUGUGUGGUGGGAAAGUCUGGUUCUGGUGCUCAUGUACGCUGUAUAUAUCCUCAUUAUGAAAUUUAAUGCGAGCAUGCAGAAAUUUUUCACAAGACAGAGUGUCGAGAAUGUUGCGAAUGGAAACACAGCGGCCGGCAGUGAACUAGAGGACGGUAAUGACAGUUUAAACUCGUUUAAAUGGGACGAUCCAUCUGUACUGCUGUUGUGUCCAGUUAAGUCCAGUAAGGCUUACAGUCGUGGUUCUGUGGUUAUGGUGGAUGAAAUCAUCAAUGCCAGCCCCCCAAAUUACCGUUUUCCUGAAGCGGGUCUGCGUGUCAUGGUCACAAACCAUUUUGGACCAAAGACUCGUCUACGCAUGGCGAGUCGCCUCAUUAUAACAGAGCGUCAGAGGUUGGUCCAGGCGGCCAACGGCGUGGAGACGGCCGUAGUGGAUGGGAAACCAGACAUUGAAAAUGGAAACGUACCAGAGGACAAAACCACUGAAGAGAAAGAGAGUGAACUCACGUCACCCUUCAGAAUACCAGGCGGCUGGAUGAACAAAACUAAAUGGCUGAUCUCAUGGCCGUUAUUGUUUAUUCUUUACUUCACCAUCCCAAACUGUGCGAAGUCUCGCUGGGAGAAAUUCUUCAUGCUGUCGUUUCUGCUCUCCACCGUCUGGAUCGCCGUCUUCUCGUAUCUGAUGGUGUGGAUGGUGACAAUCAUCGGAUACACGCUUGGCAUUCCUGAUGUCAUAAUGGGCAUCACGUUUCUGGCCGCGGGCACGAGUGUUCCAGACUGCAUCGCCAGUUUGAUCGUUGCUCGGCAAGGUCUGGGUGACAUGGCCGUGUCCAACACUAUUGGCAGUAAUGUGUUUGAUAUUCUGGUUGGACUCGGAGUUCCCUGGGCGCUGCAGACCAUGGCCGUCAGUUAUGGAUCAGUUGUUAUGAUAAACAGUCGAGGCCUCGUGUACUCUGUGGUGCUUCUGCUGGGGUCUGUAGCUGUAACUAUUCUUGGAAUCCACCUGAACGGGUGGAAGUUGGACUUUAAGCUGGGCGUUUAUGUGCUGGUGCUAUACGCCAUCUUCCUGUGUUUCUCUAUCAUGAUCGAAUACAAUGUCUUCACCUUCGUCAACUUACCCAUGUGUCGAGAAGACUAGAAUCACACAGAACGGAUCUGCACUACCACCGCUUCAUAUCCUACAAAACAACACCAACAUCUCAAAAGAUCUCGUACCGUUGAUGUCAUAACUCAACUUUCUGGUCUCAGUUUGACCUCCGUUUUUGCACUCCAAAACCAUCAUCACCUCAGAUGAAUGAAUUUUAGUCUUUAUUGGGACUAACAGUUAAGUACUGUAUUUGUUGCUAAAAAUAAUAAUAAUAAUAAUAUAUAUACUGUAUAUCUGCCAGUAUCUGGCAUCGACCAGUAGGGGCUAACUGGUAACCUUGGUAACAGAAAUGCAAAUUUCACAAGAGUUCCCACAACAACGUUUACUAUGUAGGCAACCUAUAGAGUAACUUAGGUUUUCUCUUAGGUUAACUCAAGAUUUUUUUUCUCUCUUUCUGGCAAUAGCUUCUUCAUGGAAGCAUUUCACUGUGGACCAAAAAUAUUCCUGUGAAGUUUUUAAAAAAAAAAAUCUUCUGGUUAAUUUUUUCUGAACUCUGACCCCAGAUUUGGAGCCUGAAAGAGGAACUUUUCUUAGGCAGCUUGCCUCUUCCAGGUGACAUCUUUAACAUCGCAAAAUGCAUUCUGAGUCUGCCAAAUAUGGACAGCGUUAUGGUGUGUGGAUGCCUACGUAAACAUUUACCAUUUUUGCAUCUGUUUUUUUUUUUUUUUUUUUUUCCACUUUGUUGAGAAAUGUCUUUUUAAACCUUCUCUCAGAGCCAAAUGUCUUCAUGAACUCUUUAUUGAUUACUGUAAAUCUUUUUUUUUUUUUUUUGCCUAAAGGAAGCAAAUUAUUUGUUGAAAUGCAAGAAAACUGAAGGUAUUGCACAUUGUCCAUUAUUGUAGUCUACACAUCAUGAUAUGGACUCAUAUAGGGCUUGUUCUUGUUGACUGAAAGAAUUUGUGUAUUUUUAUUUACAAAUGAAAAUUGGUUCACCAUUUUAAGUUUUGCUGUCGUCUCUGAGAGGGCUCUGUGAUUAUGAACUUGCCUUUUUAGAGAUUUGCUAAUUACAUUAAUGUAGACCAGAAACAUACUUUACACAAGUAAGCAAACUGCUUACACAAGGAACUAACUUUUAUGAACAUGCUCAGCGAGAUUCUGUUCAAACUGUUGCUUUGCCAUGAUUGUAGUUGAGCUGAAAGAGAGGACAUUUUAUGCUAAUGCCUAUUA